Molecule: messenger RNA, 1623 nt
Organism: Drosophila busckii
Lineage: Eukaryota; Metazoa; Arthropoda; Insecta; Diptera; Drosophilidae
Product: myb-like protein AA
Exons: 4
Coding region: 1-1623 (540 amino acids)
Molecular function (GO): protein binding
Source: RefSeq, a predicted model, not a curated record
AUGUGGUCAGUUACUUUCAAAGUGCUGCUGCUGCUCUGCUGUGGCAUGCAACAGCUGAGGCCAACGGCAGCCUCUCGCACAGCACGCCUAAUGCAAUUCCUCAAUGAGCCACAGCAUAAUCGGCGCGUAGGCGGUAUACAAGUGCAAUUCCCAGGCUUGAGGGCACGUGCUGAUCAUCCUUUUCCGCGCGCUCCUUAUAGAGCACCGCUGCCACGUGGCAGGUAUCCACCAGGGCCAGUAACAGGACCCAUACGUCGCGAGUACACUACAAAUUGGAAUCAAAAUGGCGUCUUGCAAGCUGCCCGCUUUGCCCAUGCCAAAGAUGGUCCUGUGCUGGAUGUGGGCAAAAAUCAGUUUUAUCAUCAAAAAGAGCCACAAAAUUACAACUAUCAGCCAAAUCAGUACAGACCAAGCCUUAAGCCAGCGCCGAAUUUCAAUGGCAACUUUGCGGUGAAACCUGAGCCCGCGCAGAAGUUUCCAGGCUAUGCUCCCAUACAACAGUACGCUAUACCCGUGGAGGCUGCCAAAUAUCUAACUAGUUACACCGAUGUGCCGCCACAACAACAGCAACAACAGCAGCAACAAGCUCCAGUGGGGUCCAAUAGCUACGCAGUGCACGAAGAGGCUGAAGGCCUGGCUAAGAAUGCUGUCUAUCAACCGACAUUGUCCCAAGCCUCUUUCAAGGUAUCCAAAGAGGCGGAAGAUUAUUUGCGCUUCAUGAGCACAAACGAGUAUUUUUUGCCUCAACACGAACCCAACUACAAGCAGCUGGAUGCAGACCACGAUCAGCGCAUACUCUACCAACAGCAGCGUCAACAACAGCAACAACAGCAGCAACAACAGCAGCAACAACAGCAGCAACAACAACAGCAGCAGCAUUUGCAGCAACAGCAGCAACAAUUGCAGCAACAACAGCAACAUCAAAAGCCGUUGGACAACAGUGUCUCCUCAACUUAUAAUCAACCUUUGCGGGUUGCCGAUCUCUUCUACCAACAAGAUCCUGCUCCUGCGGACUCAGCUGUUGUGCGUGGCAGCUAUCAAACAGGACAAAACAUCUUCGUUGUCAAAUCAGAUGGCAACAAGUCAGUUAAGCAUAUUCUCUCCACUACACCACAGGAAGCUAAAACCACCAAGAGUCCAGCAGUUAGCUACUCCAAGGUUUGGCAGAACGCAAACUUGCAUAGAACUGAAUCUCCGCCCCUCAGAUUUGAAUUUACUGAACAUGAUGCUGUGAGAGGAAAGUCGAGCUAUACGAUUGCGCCAAAGGGCCACAAAUAUUUCUAUGACACACCAAAGCACACACAGGCCACAUCACAAGCAGUGCCCACUGUCAGCACUAUAUCCGCGAGUCUCUCACCAGUUAUUGUUCCAGAAUCCAAGGACAAUACGCGUGACCAUGAACAGCCCCUUGUAGAGUCUGCAGUAGUGCUUAAGGAAGCCGCAGAUGCUGCCCAGGAUCCCGAAGCCUAUUGUGAAAAGAUCUGCGCGAAUGUUUAUGACGAAAAUGAUGAAAUAGUGUGCGGCUCCGAUGGAUACAUGUACACAGGAGAGACUCAACUACAGUGUUACUCCUCUUGCUUGAAAAUCGAGGUGUCCAUCAAAAGUAAAGGGUCCUGCGUGUAA